AUGUUAGCCUUCAACAACAAAAAUAAAGUCAUCAUCAAGGGGCCACUGCUACCACUAUCCAUUCUAACAUUUCUCUUUGCCACUUCCUUUUCCUUCGUUUUUGGAGCUGAUGGAGCCGACUCCUCUCAUUUUCCGACUGCCGUUUCAGGGGGUUUUGGCAAGCAGAAUUAUGGGGUGUUGGUUUCUUCUUUGAGGACAACACAAAGGAGGGUUCUUGCUGAUGACAACAACAUUACUCCUUAUACUGCUAAUACCACUCCUGAAGGUGACGAGGAGCCUCCUUUGAACUCCACAUAUCUCACAUUGGCUGCAAAGAGGACUUAUAGAAAAGAUCCCCUGGAUGGAUUCAACAAAUAUACUGGCGGAUGGAACAUCAGCAAUGAACAUUACUGGGCUUCCGUGGGUUAUACAGCUGUUCCUUUUUUCCUUGUUGCUGGGAUUUGGUUUCUGGUGUUCGGGCUGUGCUUACUCCUCAUGUGCCUUUACUUCUCUUGCUGUCGAAAGGAACCUUAUGGAUAUUCUCGAACUGCUUACGCCCUCUCGCUAAUCUUGCUCAUAUUCUUCACUGUUGUAGCAAUUGUAGGAUGUAUUACAUUGUAUGUUGGCCAGGAUAAAUUCCACACCAGUACAACACGUACACUCCAGUAUGUUGUGGAUCAGGCCGAUGGCACAGUUAGCAAUAUUAAGAAUGUGUCUGGUUAUCUUUCCGCAGCAAAGCAGGUUGGGGUUGCUCAAGUUUUCCUUCCUGCAAAUGUGCAAUCCGACAUAGAUGAGAUUCAGAACAAGCUCAACUCUUCUGCCACCACUCUUUCUACACGAACGGAAAAAAAUUCAAAAGAUAUCAGAGAUGUCAUAGCUUCUGUGAGGUUGGCUCUCAUCCUUCUUUCGGCUAUUAUGCUUUUCUUGACAUUCCUGGGAUUCGUGUUUUCAUUAUUCGGCAUGCAGCUUCUUGUUUACACUUUGGUGAUAGCUGGAUGGAUUCUGGUGACUGGAACCUUCAUAUUAUGUGGAAUUUUUCUUCUUCUCCACAAUGUAACAGGAGACACAUGUGUAUCAAUGAAUCAAUGGGUCCAAAACCCUACUGCUUAUACGUCGUUGGAUGACAUUCUGCCUUGUGUUGACAAUGCCACAGCACAAGAGACCUUGAGUAGAAGCAAAGAAGUAACCUCCCAAUUAGUUGAAGUAAUUAAUGAGGUCAUCACUAAUGUAUCUAAUAUAAAUUUCGCACCUGCUUUCGUGCCCUUUUAUUACAAUCAAUCUGGUCCUCCACUGCCAUUGCUUUGCAAUCCAUUCAAUGGUGACUUGAGUAAUCGGACAUGUUCAUCUGGGGAGGUGGACCUGGACAAUGCAACCCAGGUUUGGAGUAACUACGUCUGUCAAGUUUCACCAAAUGGGGUAUGCGUGACGCCGGGUAGGCUGACUCCGUCACUGUAUGGCCAGAUGGCGGCCGGUAUAAAUGUGAGCUUUGGUUUAUACCAUUAUGGGCCGUACUUGGUUAGCCUGCAAGAUUGCUCUUUCGUUAGACAAACAUUUAAUGACAUAUACACAACUUACUGCCCUGGUUUGCUGCGGUACAGCAAAUGGGUGUACAUCGGGCUUGUGAUGGUUGCGGUCGCAGUAAUGCUGUCGUUACUAUUCUGGGUUAUAUAUGGAAGAGAAAGACGGCACCGUGUUUACACGAAAGAGCAUACCCCAAAACCAACCGAAGGAGAAGUUUACGAAGGAGAUAAACCUGCUUACUAA
Molecule: messenger RNA, 1743 nt
Organism: Oldenlandia corymbosa var. corymbosa
Lineage: Eukaryota; Viridiplantae; Streptophyta; Magnoliopsida; Gentianales; Rubiaceae
Source: the annotation of a GenBank genome assembly